Messenger RNA from Rotaria sp. Silwood1, 294 nucleotides. Lineage: Eukaryota; Metazoa; Rotifera; Eurotatoria; Philodinida; Philodinidae. The record is from the annotation of a GenBank genome assembly.
AUGUUAUUUUUUAGUCAUAUAUUAGUUUUUACAAAUCUUAUACCAAUUGGACCAAAUAUUUUCUUAUGUUAUUUUCAAUCGGGUUGGUAUCUAAUGUUCAUGAGUUAUUAUUCACUUUUUAAAGAAACUGUUGCACCAUCAUUAAUGAUUAUUUUUGGAGUAUGGAGUGUGAAGAAUAUUCGAAAAGUACAUCGUAUUAAACCUACGAAUACAACAACUGCAAAUGAAACUAUAGAAGGUAGUGGAUCACAUUCAAAUUCUUCACGAGAUCGACAACUUGUCUCGAAUACUUAG